Paramecium octaurelia is the source of this 3184-nucleotide messenger RNA. The record is from the annotation of a GenBank genome assembly. Lineage: Eukaryota; Ciliophora; Oligohymenophorea; Peniculida; Parameciidae.
AUGUCAGAAAGUUAAAUUGAAUUUUUAUAAAGGUAAGUAAUCAACUUAACUAAAGAAAAUCAUCUGUUAAAAGAAGAUAUCUUGGCAUUCCAUCAUUUUUUAAAUAAUAGAGUAAAGGAAUUGAAAUCAUACCUUAGAGAUGUUCCCAAUAGAUAUCUUAAUAUGGAAUUGUGUGAUAUUACACAAGCUUUAUAAUUUGUCAAGGAGGAUGCUGAAUACUAUUAAUUGAACAUGAAUGCUCUCCAGCAUGAAAUUAAACAACUGAAGAUUUAAUGUGCUGAAUUAAAAUAACUAUUGCUUGAAUAGAAAGAUAAAUAUUAACAGCAAUAAUAAAAUAUUGAAACUAACUUAACAGAAUAAUAUUCUAAAGCCCUAAAGGAACUUUAGGAAAAUUUAACAUUAGCCACUUCAAAUUGCUAAAUAUAUAGAAAUUCAAUGAAUCUUCUAGCUUAAGAGAAAACAACAUAAGAAUAGUAAAUUAAAAGUUUCUAAAAUGAAAUUUAAAAACUAAAGAAGUAACAUGAUGUUGAAAAAAACGAAUUAUAAAUGAUUAUAGCAAGAGGAAAAUCAUAAUUGUCUGACUUGGAAAAGGCAUAUACAAUUCGAUUACAUAAAGUUUAAUAGUCAAAUUUCGAGGAAUACUAAACGAAAUUAAAGAAUUAGGCUAAGGAUAUAAAUGAAAAAGGUAACAAUGAAUUUUACUUAGAUUAAAUGCGAGCAGAAUUGGAGAAGAAGAUUUCAUCUUAUGAGAAAUUUAACCAAGAAUUGCAACAAGGUUAUGAAACUAUCCUUAAUUAAUAGACAGAAUUGCAAGAAAUAAUUAAAAAUUAACGAGCAGAAGCCCAAGUUCAAUCCUAAUUAAAUUAUUAACUUUAAGAUAAUUCAAAAUAACAAGAAUCAAUUAUUUCUGAUUUAAAAUUAUCAAUUGCCUCAUUGAAAGAUGAGAUGUAAAUGACUUAAUAAGUACUUUAACAAAAAAUUAAAGAUAUCGAAUUGUAAAAAGAAAUCUAAAAUUAAAUAUUAGUAGAAUUAAGUAACAUAGGCACAAUAAAAAUUGGAAUUAUGAAAUAGUCAUCUGCGAAAUCCUAAAUUUUGGAAAUGAUUAAAUUGAUAAAAUAGGAAAAUUAAGAAAACUAGGCAGAAAGGAAAAAACUUAACGAUUAGGUCAUUAAAUUGCAAGACAAUAAGUUAUAGCUAUAGGAAGAAUAAGCGUAACUAAUAUUUUAAAAUGAAAUUUUUUAACAAAAAAUUUCUUAAUUAUAAGAUCAAAUAGUUGGGCAACAGGAAUUUGAAAUUAAAUAUAGAAAACUGAUAAAUGAGAUAGUUUACUUAGCUUAAACAAACCCAAAGAUAAUUAAAUCUAUUCAAAAACACAUUUCAAUUGACUUUUAUAAAGAAUAUACAAAUCUCAAUAAAAUAACAGAAAAUGAUCAAAAUAGACCUUUAUUUUUGUUGGCUUAUUAGUCCGAAUCAAUUGAUGUUGAAUCAGAUUCAAAGCCAAAUAAAGGUUAGGAAGAUAAACCAUAGCAAGAUAGGUUAAAUAGUUAGAUGGAUGAAAUUAAAAGUCUGAAGCAAUUUGACCUGCAUGAAUCAGAACAAAAUUUAUCUUUUUAAUGGAAGAACUCAAUUAGAAUGACCUUAACUCCGAGUUUAUAUAAUGUUAAAUAGGAGGAUUAAACACAAGUAAUUGAAGAUUUUCGGGCUGAUGCUCAAACUUAAACAGAUAGGAAGAAGUAUAUGUCAAAAUUUCUACCUCAUGAUAAUCUUGAUGAAAUAGUUGAGGAAAUAAAAUAAGGAUAUUUAGGUUAUCUAGAUACAUGCGAUAUUCAUACUCAGACGGAUUACUCAAUAGAAAAUAAAUCAACUUAAACUGCAUAAAAGAAAAGGUUAAGUACAAAUGAAAGCAAAGAACAGAAAUAAUAAAUAAAUUCAUUGUAGUAAACUAAAAAUAUUGAUUCUAAUCUUACUAAAUAAAUUGAGGUACAAUAAUCUAAGAUACUAUCAUUAAAUAAAAUAAUUAGUGAUUUAGAAGUAUAUAAUAAUAUCAAUCUAGCUCUAAUUAAAAGAAUCCUUGUUUUUGAACGACAAAUAUAGUGAAGAUUUUGAGUUGAAAUCUAGAGAAUUAUAACGAUUAAAGGAAUUAAGUAAAAAUUAACUCUAAGAUUAAAUGGUAGAUUAUGAAAAUAAAUUGGAAACCUAGUCUAAUGUAUUUAAAAAUGAAAUAAAUACAAUGAAACAAGAGUUUGAUACUUUUUAAAAAAUUUAAGACUAAAAGAUUUAAAAGCAAGAGUAACUAAUUCAUGCAUAAGAAGUUGAAAUAUAAAAUUUAAAAAAUUAAAGAAAGGAUUUAAAUGCUUAAUUGUAAGAAAGAAAUUAAAGAAUAUUUGAAUUGACUUAACAACUAUUAAAAUUUGAGGAAUAAUCUAAAAUAUUUACAGAAUAACUUAAAGAAUAAAUUAAUGAUUUACAAAAUUAAUUUAAUAAUCGGCCCAGUAGACAGGAUGAUUUGGAUAUUAUCAAAUAACUUGAAAAAGAAAAUGAGGAUUUAAAGGAAUAAAUAUAAAGUAACUUUGCAAAAAUAGAAUAUGCUAAUGAAAUAGUGAAAUAUCUAUAAAUAGAAGUAGAGAAUUACAAAAAGUAGUAUAAUUUAUUUUCAAAUCAUAAACCAAAUAAUUUUCCAAAAAAAAGAAUUUUAUUUGAUUCAACGCUGGAGGAUGAAAAAUCAAUUGUUUUUGAUAGCAGAUAAGAUUUCUUGCCCACUGUUACAAAUCGAGAUUAGUUCAACUCAACUGAAAAAAACAGAUCGUAAAGGGGAAAAAGUUAUCGUUUAUCUGAUUUUGAAAUUAAACAACAUACUACCAAGCACUUUUUUAAAAAUGCUCAAUAAACUAAAAAUACCUUAAAUAAAACUUAAUUAGUUUAAAGACCUAACUCACCUUCAAUUAGUAGAAAUACUAAGUAUUUGUCAACAAUGUAAAAAAAGUUUAAUAAUCCUUUUGAGAAUGAUUGUAUUUUGCAUAAUGCUGAAAUUUUGGUUGAGAAUAUUAAGGGUAAUACACCUAAAACAAAAUACACUCAAAAAUCAAAUGAUUAAUUUUUUUUAAAAGGAUAAUUAAUUUAAGUUGAGUUAAAUUCUACUACAAAUUCUAAUAAAAAAUUUGAUUUAUAUCAAUAAAAAUCAUGA